GAAUACAAUCACAUUUACAAAAUCAACAAAAUUAUUUAAAUUUAAUUAAAAGCUCGCUAAAUAUGGAUAAAAAGGAGAUAAUUCAAGCUGUAGUGAUGGCAGAUAACUUUAGUGAUUGCUUUAAACCUUUCACAUCAUUCAAUUCACCUGCACUUCUACCUGUUGUUAAUGUUCCUUUAAUCAGCUAUGUCCUCGAAACGCUCAAUAGAAAUGGAGUGGAGGAAGUAUGGGUUGUAUGCUCAACAUUUGUCGAAAAAGUCAGAGAAUUUGUAAAAAAAGGCAUAGAUGAGCAAAUGACAUGGUCUGUUGGAAUGACAGUUCAAGUAAUGGGAUGUGAAGUGAGAAGUCUAGGUGAUGCAAUGAGAGAAUUGGAUGGUAAAGGAAUGCUACGUGGAGAUUUCAUUUUAAUGAAUUUUGAUACAAUCUCAAAUGCAAAGUUAAUUCCAUUAAUCAUGAAAAAGCAUAUAGAGAAUUGCAAGACAGAUAAGGAUACUGCCAUGACUGUUGUUUAUAAGAAGAUCAUGCCAGGACAGAGAACUGGAAAUGAAGUUUUAGUCGUUACAAAUAAACAGACUAGUAGAAUGCUUUUUCAUCAUCGAAUCCAUUCGUCUAUUAAGGAAGACAAGUUCAAGUUUCCAAUUGAAAUAUUUUUGGAUAAUCAGGAAGUAGAAAUUCAUCAUGAUUUAAUGGAUCCACAAAUUUCUAUUUGUUCACCUAAUGCUCUGCCACUAUUUACGGAUAAUUUUGAUUAUGAUACUAGAGAUCAAUUUAUUCGUGGCUUAGUCAUGAAUCAGGAAUUACAAGCAGCUUCGAUUUAUGUCGCACAAUUAGCAAAUGAACAAUAUGCAGCAAAAGUUAGUGAUUGGAUCGCUUACGAUAUGGUUUCACAAGAUAUUAUUAAUAGAUGGGUAUAUCCAUUAGUUCCAGACAUGGGAGUUUGCUUGUUAAAGCAACAAUACUUGUUCCUUAAGAAUAAUAUUUACAGAAAUAAUUCAGUUAAAACUGAGCGAAAUUGUGUGCUCAAAAAUGAUUUAGUUCUACAAGAAGGUUGUAAUAUUGGUGAUAAAUCUGUUCUGUCCCGAUGUGUUCUUGGAAAGAAUUGUACGAUUGGAAAGAACUGUACAAUUCAAAACACUUAUAUCUUCGAUAACGUGACAAUUGAAGAUAACUGUAUCCUCAAGAAUUCUAUAAUUGGAUCAAAUGUAAAGGUUCAUUCAGGAUGUUCAAUCACGGAAGGAAGUGUAGUUACUAAUGAUUGUGUCAUUACAACUAAGAACAUUAAAGGAUGGCUUAUACAGUCACAAAUUCCAGAACAAGAUGAUUAUUCUGUCGACACUUUUGAGAAACUUAAUGAUCAUGCUUAUAUGCUUAAGGAAGAGACACCACAAGCAAUUGAUUCAGAGGAUGAUCUAGACGAUGAAAAUAAUGACUGGCAAAACUAUAUAAAGCUUAAGCAACAAUCCCCACAUUAUGAAUCGAGUAAUUAUAGCUCAAGAAAUGAAAGUGAUGAUGAAGAAAAUGAAGCAGAAAUGCCACAAGAAGAUUCUCAUGUGUUCUUCACAGAAGUAUCUGACUUGCUUAAACGUGGGCUUGAAGAAAAAUCGGAUCCUGACAAUCUCAUUUUAGAAAUUAAUUCCUCUCGUUUUGCCAAUCACAUGCUGUUGAAUGAAGUAAAUUUUUAUGUCGUUAAAUCUGCUUUGUGUCUAACACUCGUCCAAGAAACUGUUGAUCCAUUAGAAGGAUUCAAGGAAGUCUAUAAACAUCUCGAAAAAGUCAUUAAGAAUUACAUAAAAGGAGAUUAUGCAAUGAUCGAUUGCCUUAAUGCAAUUAUCGAAUGCUGUGAAGAGUACGAACAAUCCAAGCCAAAAUUAAUGAAACUCCUUCAUUUCUUGUACAACGAAGAUAUUCUUUCAGAGGAAGUGAUUUUAUCAUGGUACGAAGAUAAUGAAGUCGAUUGGAUCAAGAGAUCUUUAAAGAAAUUCAUUGAAUGGCUUCAACAAGAAAGCGAGGAAUCCGAUUCUGAUUAGAUUAUUUUAAUGUACACAUAAUUUUUAAUUUUAAACAAUAAAAUAGCACUCGUGUUAAUGCAAGUUCCUU
This is a messenger RNA of Chironomus riparius, 2097 nucleotides long. Lineage: Eukaryota; Metazoa; Arthropoda; Insecta; Diptera; Chironomidae. The record is from the annotation of a GenBank genome assembly.